GAAGAAAAAGAGGUCCUUUUCUGCUUCCCCACACUUCACCUUUUUUUGCAUGUGCAAACUGAAAAUUUAUUAGGCUCUAAAUUUGGAAUAUAAUUGUCAAUUGAAUUCCAUAUACUCAAUUUACUCAUAGUCAUACCACUCUUAAGAAGCAAGAAAACCCAUCAAAAUUCUCAAAAUUCAGCAACUUCUUUGACUACUAGGUAAGCCGUUUCAGUAACUUCGUAGCCAUUUUCACACCCAUUUUUUUUCUCUUCCUCUGCCCUUCUAUGUUUCUACAAUUGCUCUCCAAUGCGUAGAACUGGAAUUUAAGGAGAUCUCUUGACAUGGAUGAGGGAAGAUCUUCUGAUUCUUUGGCAGCCCGUGUUCCCAACUUUUACGCUAGUGAUCUCAGCCCUUGGAAUGGCGUGGUAACAUAUGAUGCUUGUGUAAGAUUGUGCCUCCGCUCAUGGGCCAAGGGUUGUAAAGAGGCUUCUUUCUUCUUAAAUAAUGAAUGUGCUGCUCUACGUGAUGCAUUUAGUUUGCGGCAUGUUCUUCUCCAGUCAGAGGAGGAGAUCAUGUCACGAAGAACUUCAGAGCUAGUCAGUGGAGCAGCUGCAUCUAAACCAAAGAAAACAUUAGGAAAACUUAAAGUUCAAGUGCGAAAAGUGAAGAUGUCAUUGGAUCCGCCUUCUGGCUGUGUAAUACCACAGAUGUCCAAGUGGGACCUUGAAAAAUUCCAAUCUCAUGUCUCCAAUGUAAAAAUAAAACUUGCAAUGAAAUGGGAUGCUAUACAAAGAGUCCAAGUAGUACGUCACAUACCAAAAAGUGGUUCUCUUUCUAGCAAGAGUUUGGCAUAUGUGCAUGUUGGUGCUCAAUAUAUGAAGGAAAUUGCUGGUGUUUUGAAAACUGGAUUGGCUUCUUCACAAGAAACAUCAUCCCCAGUUAUACAAGAAACAUACUCUUGUUCGGUGCGACUAAAAAGCUCUUCUGUUGAAGAUGCCGUUCGAAUGCAGCCAGGAGCUGGUGAAACUCAUAUUUUUUUUCCAGAGAGUCAUAUUGAUGAUCUGAAUAUUAUGAUCUUUGACUCGAAAGGCAACAAUUGUGGAUGUGUUGUGGCUCAAAUUGCAUUGAUUAUGGAUUCCAAUAAUGACAAGAUCCGCUGGUGGUCAAUAUAUCAUGAGUCUGACCACGAACCAAUUGGCAAAGUACAAUUAUACUUGAACUACUCCACGACCCUAGAUGAUAGUAGCCAUCUAAAGUGUGGUAUUGUUGCAGAAACCGUAGCUUAUGAUCUUGUGUUGGAGACUGCAAUGAAAGCUCAAAAUUUUCGGCAAAGGAACUUGUUGUUGCAUAGUCAGUGGAAGUGGCUUGUGACUGAAUUUGUGUCUUUUUAUGGUGUAUCUGAUGCAUAUACCAAGCUGAGAUAUCUUUCAUAUGUCAUGGAUGUUGCUACACCAACUGCCGAUUGUUUGCUUUUAAUUCAUGACCUGCUAUCUCCUGUAAUUUCGAAAGGCAGUACCUUAAGUCACCAAGAGAAACGCAUCUCCGGUGAGAUGUGUAAUAAAGUUGAAGAAAUUCUUGCUCUGGUUUUUGAAAAUUACAAGUCUUUAGACGAGUCUUCCCUCUCAGGGUUGGCUGAUGUUUCCAAUUCAGCAACAGGACUUGUUGCUCCUGCUAUUGCCCCGGCUAUUAAACUUUACGGUAUCCAACAUGAUUUGCAAUCCCCAGAAGUCAGACUAAAAUUUUGCAAAUUCUUUCAGGUUGCCGCAAAGAAAAGAUCAAAAAGACAUUUGGGAGAAGUAGAUGAACUUGUCUUCAGCAAUGAUUGCUCAUCAAUGGAUAACGUUUCAUCCGCAACUGCCUAUCAAAAAAUGAAAUCUCUUUGUUUGACCGUGAAAAACGAAAUUUGUACGGACAUAGAGAUCAACAAACAAAACAUUCUUCCCAGCUUCUUGGACCUUCCCAACCUCACUUCGUCGAUAUAUAGUGCAGAGCUCUCCACCAGGUUGUGUGCCUUUCUUAAAGCUUGUGCUCCUGCCGAACCCUCGUCUCCUGUCACUGAACUCAUUAUAACUGUAGCUGAUUUUGAAAGAGAUCUUGCUCUGUGGAACAUAAACUCUGUCAAGGGUGGAGUUGAUGCAAAGGUGUUAUUUGGCUCCUAUAUAACCAACUGGAUAAGGGAAAAGCAUGUAGCUUUACUUGACUUCUCCCGAGUUAGCUUGGUGAAGGUCUCUGAUAUCCACGCUUCAAAAUUGACAUGUCCGUCAGUAGAUGAUGUAUAUGAUCAGUUAAGGCAGACAUUAAGCGAAUAUGAAAUUAUUGUUCGUCGUUGGCCAGAAUAUGCCGUUGUCUUGGAGAGUGUGAUGGCAGAUGUCCAGAAUGCUGUAGUGGAGGCCCUAGAGAAACAGUAUGCUGAUGUUUUGUCACCAUUGAAGGACAAUCUUACAAAUCUGGGCCUUAAAUACGUUCAAAAAUUUGCUAAAAGAACUGACGGAUUUUAUUUGGUACCUGAAGAGCUGGGAAUUUUUUUGAAUUCUAUGAGAAGAAUGCUUGACGUGCUGCUUCCGAAUAUUGAAGCCCAGCUGAAGUCAUGUAGUGCUUACACCAAUGAUGCUGGAAAUCUUGUUCCGGGAGAGCGACUUACUGAGGUUGCAAUUAUGCUCCGAACAAAGUUCAGAAAUUACAUUCAAGCUGUUUUUGAGAAGCUCAUGGAGAAUACACGACUUCAAAAUUCAACGAAAUGGAAGAAAAUAAUACAAGACUUUAAAGAUACUUCUGUGGAGUCGGAUGUUCAAAGCCGAAUGGAGCCUCUAAAAGAUUUAAUGACUAAAACUAUGGAUCAUCUCCACUCGAUACUCGAAAACUCCGUAUUCAUAGCUGUUUGUCGAGGUUUCUGGGAUAAGAUGGGACAGGAGGUUCUAAACUGCUUGCAGAAUAACAAAGAAAAGAGGCCCUGGUAUAAGGGACUGCGUAUUGCUCUCCAUGUUUUAGAUGAAACAUUUAGUUCACAAAUACAACAAUUGCUGAGUUAUCGUGUUCAAGAAAAGGAUCUAGAGCCGCCAAGGUCGAUACUCGAAGCGCAUUCCAUGCUUCAGUAGUAAUUCCGUAAGCAGCAAAGAGAUGACGUCUAUUACAUACUAUAUUUUCUCUUCUUAUUUCGACUUUUGGUAGCGUGGCGACAUUUAUUCUGCCACGAAGCUGUGCUAGCUCCAAUCCAAAGUCGCGAUGUAUAUCUACGAAAUUUCUCCAUCAACAAAAAAAUCUUCCAAAUUUUGCUGAUUUAUGUAUAUAGGUUUAUAGGUUUUGCCCUUAAUUGGGGAAGGGGUUAAAACUUAAAGUAACACCAUUUUUCUUUGUCAUUUUUCCCAUUCAUGUUUUAUUCAAUUCAUAUUAUAUA
Messenger RNA from Amaranthus tricolor (Joseph's coat), 3376 nucleotides. RefSeq lists its product as uncharacterized. The transcript is spliced from 19 exons. The record is from RefSeq and is a predicted model, not a curated record. Bases 324 to 3077 code for a protein of 917 amino acids. Lineage: Eukaryota; Viridiplantae; Streptophyta; Magnoliopsida; Caryophyllales; Amaranthaceae.